Messenger RNA from Schistosoma intercalatum, 1913 nucleotides. The record is from the annotation of a GenBank genome assembly. NCBI's taxonomy places the organism in Eukaryota, Metazoa, Platyhelminthes, Trematoda, Strigeidida, Schistosomatidae.
AAUUCUUCAUCUUUUUAUGCUUUCUCAUUGGUUAUAUUAUAUCUGUGAUAAGUGUUAUUAGUGGAAUUUUCAUACUUCAAUAUUUUCGGUCACUAAAAUGUGUACGUAAUAAUAUUCAUACUCAUUUAAUGAUCGCCAUACUAUUACGUGCUUCUUCAUGGAUUUGUCUAGCUUUAAUAAAUACAACUAUGUUGUUACAUUCACAAGUUGUUAAUAAUAUAUUAACAUGUCUUUUGGCUUUUGGAAUGAUAGCAGUCUAUAGUUGGAUGCUUAUUGAAGGAAUACAUCUAAUGAAUAUUUUAUUCCUAACAUUUAUUGUUAGACGGUUUCGUUUCACUUGCUAUAGUAUCAUUGGUUGGGGGAUUCCAUCUGCAUUGACGUGUUCGUGGGCAACCGCAAAAUCAGUGAAAUUAGGACAUAUACAUCUGUGGACGGAACCAACUACAUCUGACCCUGAAGGGAUACUUGUUGUUACAUCAAUUCUUAUUACACUUGCAGUAAAUUUUUUUAUUAUGUCCAUCACAUUAUUCAUGCUAUUGACAAAACUUCAUAGACAACCAACUGGAAUAGCGGGUAGUCGAAAAACAAAAGUCAAUAGAACAAUUGAACUACAACGUCAGCGUUCACGUGGGAUACGUCAACUAAGAUCAUUAUCGAAUAAUCCAAUUACACUAAGUAACAAAUUAACCACAAUAAAAAUGACAGGGUCAGAAAGAGUAAACAAAUCUCAGGUUGAAUUACAAUUAAACGAUAAAACUGGUGUACAGCAAGAAAGGUUUAAAACAAUAGACAAUAACAACAAUAAUUCUAUUACUACUACUGCUAAUACCAAUAGUAAUAAUCAUAGCAAAAUUAAUAUCACUGCUGAAAUAAUUAAUCUAGAUGCACAAACACCAAUUAUACCACUAAAAACAAUCCUAGAAACAACUUCAACAAUAAAGACAGCAGGAGAUAAUAUGCAGUUAACAACAGGCAAGAAGAUGAAAACGAAAUUUCUAAAAUCAUCUUCAAAAACUUCAAAUGCUCCAUCAUAUUCAGCAGCUGCAAGUAUCACUUCUUCCGUAAAUUCAAAUGUUUCAGGAACUCAGCCAAUUAAAUCUGAUGUAACAAUUACUAUGGAUGAUAAAGUUAUGAAUAAUAAACAUACAAACAAGUGUGAUAAAAAAGUUUGUAAAAACUCUUUAAUUAAUCAAUGGAAAACCAGCAAGUAUUUCCAACGCAAAAGUAUUGACAGUAGUUUCCUAUCUUCCCCUGCAAUACGUAUAAAAGAGAUUAGGAAAGCCAUCAAAGCUAUAAUAUUUCUGAUGCCAUUGCUGGGUUUUUCACAGUUAAUAUUCUUAAUACCUUAUAGUAAAGAAUUCGGUAGAGUAUUUGAUUAUAUCAACGCAAUUAUGCUUUCUACUCAGGGUUUCUGGGUUACGUUAAUUUAUUGUUUCCUAAAUUCCGAAGUUCAACGUGUCCUUCGUACAAGAUGGCGUAUCUUAUGUCCAACUUUAAAAACUCAAUUAUCAGAACGUAUUCAACAAAAACAAUCAUUUAUAACAAAUCCAAUAUUAUUAUCAAAUAAUAAUUAUGAUAUAGAACAACCAUAAUUUUAAUUAUUACCGAGAUAAGAUCAUUUAAUCACCAGUAUUGCAAUGUUCUCAUUUGUUUCUAUCUUAUAUUAAUUAUGUAAUCUAAUACUGAAGACUUGAAGUUAUACAUUUACAGAUAAUACGUUCAAAAUGAAAUCUCGAUCUAUAUGAAGUUUAUUACACUACUAUUGAUUCUCCUACAUUUAGAUUCCUUUGUAUUUUAUUCGGACAUUUCAUUAUGGUGAUAAUGAUUUAAAUUUAGGAUUGUAAAGCUGCUUCUAAUUUCAUCUUUGUUUUCUUCAAAAACUUCUUAUUAAAAUAUUACAAUCUAUUUUUCAC